Owenia fusiformis is the source of this 2763-nucleotide messenger RNA. NCBI's taxonomy places the organism in Eukaryota, Metazoa, Annelida, Polychaeta, Sabellida, Oweniidae. The record is from the annotation of a GenBank genome assembly.
GCAGUUCUGAAUAUUCAUCCUCUGGGAGCAGUUCUGAAUAUUCAUCCUCCAGCAAUAGUUCUGAAUAUUCAUCCUCUGGCACGAGUUCUGAAUUUUCAUCCUCUGGCAGCAGUUCUGAAUAUUCAUCCUCUGGGAGCAGUUCUGAAUAUUCAUCCUCUGGCAGCAGUUCUGAAUAUUCACCCUCAAGCAGCAUUUCUGAAUACGGGCCUUACAGCAGCAGUUUUGAAUAUUCAUCCUCCAGCAGCAUUUCUGAAUAUUCAUCCCCAGGCAGCAGUUCUGAAUAUUCAUCCUCUGGUAGCAUUUCUGAAUAUUCAUCCUCUGGGAGCAGUUCUGAAUAUUCAUCCUCCGGCAGCAGUUCUGAAUAUUCAUCCUCAAGCAGCAGUUCUGAAUAUUCAUCCUCUGGCAGCAGUUCUGAAUAUUCAUCCUCAAGCAGCAUUUCUGAAUCUUCAUCCUCAGGCAGCAUUUCUGAAUACGGGCCUUACAGCAGCAGUUUUGAAUAUUCAUCCUCAAGCAGCAUUUCUGAAUAUUCAUCCCCAGGCAGCAGUUCUGAAUAUUCAUCCUCUGGUAGCAUUUCUGAAUAUUCAUCCUCUGGGAGCAGUUCUGAAUAUUCAUCCUCCGGCAGCAGUUCUGAAUAUUCAUCCUCAAGCAGCAGUUCUGAAUAUUCAUCCUCUGGCAGCAGUUCUGAAUAUUCAUCCUCAAGCAGCAUUUCUGAAUCUUCAUCCUCAGGCAGCAUUUCUGAAUACGGGCCUUACAGCAGCAGUUUUGAAUAUUCAUCCUCAAGCAGCAUUUCUGAAUAUUCAUCCCCAGGCAGCAGUUCUGAAUAUUCAUCCUCUGGUAGCAUUUCUGAAUAUUCAUCCUCUGGGAGCAGUUCUGAAUAUUCAUCCUCCGGCAGCAGUUCUGAAUAUUCAUCCUCAAGCAGCAGUUCUGAAUAUUCAUCCUCUGGCAGCAGUUCUGAAUAUUCAUCCUCAAGCAGCACUGAAUCUUCAUCCUCAGGCAGCAUUUCUGAAUACGGGCCUUACAGCAGCAGUUUUGAAUAUUCAUCCUCCAGCAGCAUUUCUGAAUAUUCAUCCCCAGGCAGCAGUUCUGAAUAUUCAUCCUCUGGCAGCAGUUCUGAAUAUUCAUCCUCCGGCAGCAUUUCUAAAUAUUCAUCCUCUGGCAGCAGUUCUGAAUAUUCAUCCUCAAGCAGCAGUUCUGAAUAUUCAUCCUCUGGUAGCAUUUCUGAAUAUGGGCCUUACAGCAGCAGUUCUGAAUAUUCAUCCUCCGGCAGCAGUUCUGAAUAUUCAUCCUCUGGUAGCAUUUCUGAAUAUUCAUCCCCAGGCAGCAGUUCUGAAUAUUCAUCCUCCGGCAGCAUUUCUGAAUAUUCAUCCUCUGGCAGCAGUUCUGAAUAUUCAUCCUCAAGCAGCAGUUCUGAAUAUUCUUCCUCUGGUAGCAUUUCUGAAUAUGGGCCUUACAGCAGCAGUUCUGAAUAUUCAUCCUCCGGCAGCAUUUCUGAAUAUUCAUCCCCAGGCAGCAGUUCUGAAUAUUCAUCCUCUGGUAGCAUUUCUGAAUAUUCAUCCCCAGGCAGCAGUUCUGAAUAUUCAUCCUCCGGCAGCAUUUCUGAAUAUUCAUCCUCUGGCAGCAGUUCUGAAUAUUCAUUCUACGGCAGCAGUUCUAAAUACGCGCCUUACAGCAGCAGUUUUGAAUAUUCAUACUCCAGCAGCAUUUCUGAAUAUUCAUCCCCGGGCAGCAGUUCUGAAUAUUCAUCCUCUGGCAGCAGUUCUGAAUAUUCAUCCUCUGGCACCAGUUCUGAAUAUUCAUCCUCUGGCAGCAGUUCUGAAUAUUCACCCUCCAGCACCAGUUCUGAAUAUUCAUCCUCUGGCAGCAGUUCUGAAUAUUCAUCUUCAAGCAGCAUUUCUGAAUAUUCAUUCUCGGAAAGCAGUUCUGAAUACUCAUCCUCUGGCAGCAGUUCUGAAUAUUCAUCCUCUGGCAGCAUUUCUGAAUAUUCAUCCUCGGGCAGCAGUUCUGAAUAUUCAUCCUCAGGCAGCAGUUCUGAAUAUUCAUCCUCAGAAAGCAGUUCUGAAUACUCAUCCUCGGAAAGCAGUUCUGAAUACUCAUCCUCUGGCAGCAGUUCUGAAUAUUUAUCCUCAGAAAGCAGUUCUGAAUACUCAUCCUCAGAAAGCAGUUCUGAAUAUUCAUCCUCUGGCAGCAGUUCUGAAUAUUCAUCACCCAGCAGCAUUUCUGAAUAUUCAUCCUCCAGCAGAAGUUCUGAAUAUUCAUCCUCUGGCAGCAGUUCUGAAUAUUCAUCCUCAAGCAGCAUUUCUGAAUAUUCAUCCUCAAGCAGCAUUUCUGAAUAUUCAUCCUCCAGCAGAAGUUCUGAAUAUUCAUCCUCUGGCAGCAUUUCUGAAUAUUCAUCCUCUGGCAGCAUUUCUGGAUACUCAUCCUCAGGCAGCAGUUCUGAAUAUUCAUUCUCUGGCAGCAGUUCUGAAUAUGGGCCUAACAACAUUGCUGAAUAUUUAUCCUCCAGGCACCAGUUCUGAAUAUUCAUCCUCCAGCAGCAGUUCUGAAUAUUCAUCCUCUGGAAACAGUUCUGAAUAUUCAUCCCCAGGCAGCAGUUCUGAAUAUUCAUCCUCUGGCAGCAGUUCUGAAUAUUCAUCCUCCGGCACCAGUUCUGAAUAUUCAUCCUCCGGCAGCAUUUCUGAAUAUUCAUCCUCUGAAGCAGCAGUUCUGAAUAUUCAUCCUCCGGCACCAGUUCUGAAUAUUCAUCCUCCGGCAGCAUUUCUGAAU